Molecule: messenger RNA, 2768 nt
Organism: Wyeomyia smithii (pitcher-plant mosquito)
Lineage: Eukaryota; Metazoa; Arthropoda; Insecta; Diptera; Culicidae
Gene: PNPase
Product: polyribonucleotide nucleotidyltransferase 1, mitochondrial
Exons: 4
Coding region: 38-2668 (876 amino acids)
Biological process (GO): mitochondrial mRNA catabolic process; mitochondrial RNA 3'-end processing
Cellular component (GO): mitochondrion; cytosol
Molecular function (GO): polyribonucleotide nucleotidyltransferase activity; 3'-5'-RNA exonuclease activity; RNA binding
Source: RefSeq, a predicted model, not a curated record
CAAAGAGUUCGCACCGGCUAUAACGGCUAUAACAUGAAUGUGUGAAAGAAAAGGUAUUUUUUUUACCGUUGAGACGGUUGAGCCGGUUGAGACCGUUGAGACUUUCUUUGCGAAAACGGGAAUCAAAACAAACCAACGUGCUUGUGACAGCCGGUUCUCGUGUCCUUUGCUUUUAUCGCGUUAUGAUAACAAUUGCAAGUGGUUUACUGUUAACGUAAAAGUCCAACAAUCUUUACUUGAGUGCAACAUUAUUCAACAGCCAAAAAUGUUAUCACAUUUGAAGUUAAUUAAUAAGCAACAGAGAAGACUUCGAAUUUUACUAAGUUAUCAUGCCGUAGAAGGACGCACUCUGAAACGUUUGUUAAGUUCAUCUCUGGAACCAUCUGAAGUGGAGAUAGAACUGAGCACCGGUCGCACAGUCAACAUUUCCACCGGUAAGUAUGCCCGCUUUGCCGAUGGAUGUUCCGUGGUCAGUGUCGGAGACACUGCCGUCAUGGUGACGGCCGUUGCUAAACAGAAAGCGUCUGGCGGAGCGGGUAGCUCCUUCCUGCCGUUAGUGGUGGAUUAUCGGCAGAAGGCAGCCGCAGCGGGUCGUAUUCCUACGAACUUUUUGCGCCGUGAGCUAGGACCCUCGGAAAAGGAGAUUCUUGCUGCCCGGUUGGUGGAUCGUUCUGUAAGACCACUGUUUCCAGCCGAUUUCCGAGCGGACACCCAGCUCGUUUGCAAUAUGUUGGCUAUCGAUGCCAGUAAUCUACCGGACGUGCAAGCGAUUAAUGCCGCUUCGGCGGCUCUAAGUUUAAGUGAUAUUCCCUGGAAUGGGCCUGUAGGGGCUGUUCGCGUUGGAUUGGUUGAUAAUGAGGUAAUCAUCAAUCCUACCCGCAAGGAACUUCAACUGUCCGCACUGGAUUUGAUAGUGACGGCCACGAAACAGAAAUUGGUUGUUAUGCUGGAAGGUCGGGGAAACGUUGUGAAUGAAAAUGAACUUCGGAUGGCCAUCAAAAAAGGCACAAAAGAAUCUCAGCUAAUAAUCAAUGGAAUUGAAAAGUUGCAGAAAUCUAAUGGGAAACCAAAGCGAGCGCUAGAAUCGCUACCUCAGCCGGAGGAAGAAAUUGAGGUCGCCGUGAGGACGAUGUCAGAGAUGAGACUGAGAGAAAUUUUCCGUGAUUUCACUCACGAUAAAAUUAGUAGGGAUCAAGCUGUAAAUAAUACUCGAACUGAUACCAUUGAUAAGGUUUGGUCUAGCUACCCAAGCUGUGAUCCGGCGAUAAUAGCGGAUAGUUUUAAUCGUUUUGUAAAAACUGUCUUCCGAGAAAUGGUUUUCGAGGAGAAUCGAAGAUGCGAUGGUCGAAAUUUGGAUGACUUGCGCAAAAUAUCGAGUGUCGUCAAUUUGCACCGGCCACUGCACGGUUCGGCAUUGUUUCAGCGGGGACAAACGCAGGUGUUCGCUACAAUUGCCUUGGACUCGCCGGAAAGUGCACUUAAAUUGGACCCCCUCACUUCGCUCGAUACUGGUGUCAAAUCGAAAAACUUUUUCCUGCACUAUGAUUUUCCACAGUUCGCUACGGGUGAAAUUGGUAAAGUGGGUCCGGUGGGUCGUCGAGAAAUUGGUCACGGUGCUUUGGCUGAGAAGGGUUUGUUGCCUAUCAUUCCGAACGAGCACCCAUUCACGAUUCGACUCACCUCGGAAGUGUUGGAAUCGAACGGUUCUAGCUCAAUGGCGACAGUUUGCGCUGGCUCGAUGGCGCUGAUGGAUGCGGGUGUAUCUGUGCGGGAGGCGGCAGCCGGAGUUGCAAUUGGUCUGCUGACUAAGUAUGAGAAUGAUGAUACAAAACAUCUGCAAGAUUACCGAGUGCUAACGGACUUGUUGGGUAUCGAAGAUUACCUCGGCGAUAUGGAUAUGAAGGUGGCCGGCACCCGGAAGGGAAUGACGGCGAUUCAGGCAGAUAUCAAAGUGCCAGGAAUUCCGCUUAAGGUUGUGAUGGAAUCGCUGCAGAAAGCUAUGGAAGCUCGCUUCAAAAUCCUUGACUUGAUGGAUGAAACCAUCGCAGCAACGCGAAGUAACCGCAAAGACUGCUGGCCUGUAACAGAUCGGCUGCAAAUCGAGCCACACCAACGGGCGAAGUUGCUAGGUCCUAGCGGUAUCAAUCUUCGUCGGUUAUAUCUGGAAACGGGUGUGCAGUUGACGCAGGAAGACGACAAUACGUUUCGGAUAUUUGCCCCCUCGGAGGCGGCGAUGAAUGAAGCGAAGGAACAUCUGGAAAAACUGAUGAAAGCGGAACGGAUACCGGAGUUGGAAUUCGGUGCAAUCUAUACUGCCAAAAUAGUGGAAAUUCUGGACACUGGAGUGCUGGUGACGUUGUAUCCGUCGAUGCCGCCGGCUUUGUUACAUAAUUCGCAACUGGAUCAGCGAAAGAUUGCUCAUCCGUCCGCUCUAGGCUUUGAGGUGGGUACGGAGAUUCAAGUGAAAUACUUUGGGCGUGAUCCAGUGUCAGGUUUUAUGCGAUUGUCCCGAAAAGUACUACAGGGUCCGGCCACCGCUAUGAUUCGUAAUCUCGAGCGGCCCACAGUUACUUCCACCAGUAACGGUAAUAGCAGCAGCACUGAAAAUGCGACUCAAGCUGCAUCCGGUAGUAAUACCAAUAGUAGUGCAGUCGACCCGAAGUCGUAAUUUUAUUUGCAGAACUUUACAGCCUACGGAAUGGAAGGUGCUUUUCACUAGAAACAAAUUUAUGUAAAUAUAAACUCUAUAAAGUUAGUCUAAGAAUAUC